GAAUCAAAUAAAAAGAAAACACAAUGAAACCUCUUCGAAUAGUUUUUCUCGGAACGAAUGGAGUUGGAAAAACAAGCACAAUCAGAAGAUUUCUUUACGGAACAUUCCAAGAAAAAACCGAGGAGACUUUAGCACAGUCCUACAAUGAAACCGUUUUUCUUCCAAAUGGGAUAUUCCAACAAGUUCACAUUCUCGAUACAUGUGGCAGUGACGAAUUUCCAGCCAUGAGGACAGUUAACAUUAAAACUGGAGAUUACUUCGUCGUGAUGUACGCAGUGGAUGACAGGAAAUCAUUUGAACAAGCUUUGAAUUUCUGCGAGGAAAUAAAAGAAAUUAAAGGAAAAGAAUUUAAAAGAAUCCUCAUAGUUGGAAAUAAAAUAGACAAGAAGUGUGACAGAGAAGUUUCUACGGACGAAGUAUUAAGGACGUCGAUCAAACACGACUUAUUCUGGUUUACAGAAACGAGUGCCAAACUGAACUGCAACAUGAGAUGCCUCUUUCAAAUUAUCUUAAGACAUUAUGUUAAAUCUGAUGAUUGUUUUGUGGAAAACAGAAAUGUUUCCAAGUGUAGAACGUACACUCCUAAUAGAUUCAAGCAUAAAUCUAGGAAAAUAUCCAUGCAAGAUUUAGUGUAUUCACUCUGUAAUACAAGUUGAAUA
Messenger RNA from Magallana angulata, 659 nucleotides. RefSeq names its product GTP-binding protein Di-Ras2-like. Bases 24 to 656 code for a protein of 210 amino acids. Gene Ontology annotation, molecular function: GTPase activity; GTP binding. Lineage: Eukaryota; Metazoa; Mollusca; Bivalvia; Ostreida; Ostreidae. The transcript is spliced from 3 exons. The record is from RefSeq and is a predicted model, not a curated record.